UCAGUUCCAGGGAGGCGUGUGGUCCCUCAGCAUGGUGCUGUGCGACGCCCUGAUGACCAUGGAUGUGAUGCUGUGCACAGCCUCCAUCUUCAACCUGUGUGCUAUCAGCGUGGAUCGGUUUAUCGCUGUUUCAAUCCCACUCAACUACAACCGGCGACAGAUCGACCUGCGGCAGUUGAUCCUUAUAUCCACCACCUGGAUAUUCGCCUUUGCUGUAGCAUCUCCAGUCAUAUUUGGCCUCAAUAACGUCCCAAACCGAGACCCCAACUUGUGCCAGCUGGAGGAUGACAACUACAUCGUGUACUCUUCCAUCUGCUCUUUCUUCAUCCCGUGCCCCGUCAUGCUGGUGCUCUACUGCGCCAUGUUCCACGGACUCAAGCGCUGGGAAGAAGCCAGGAAGGCCAAGCUGAGGGGCUGCAUCUACGGGGUCAACAGGAGGCUCUAUCACCCCUCAGCCUUCCUGGAGAGAGAGCAGAGCCGGAUGGGGCCACUGGAGUGCAGCCCUUACAUCCGUGCUGGGCUCCCUGGGGACUGUGGGCUGAACAGUGGGAUCCAGACUGUGUCCUACCCACACCUGAGGUACCCACAGCCAGGGCACGGGCGGAAACGCGCCAAGAUCAACGGGCGGGAGCGGAAGGCCAUGCGGGUGCUGCCUGUUGUUGUUGGUGCUUUCCUCUUCUGCUGGACACCUUUCUUUGUGGUGCACAUCACCAGGGCUCUCUGCAAGUCCUGCACCAUCCCCACCCAAGUCACCAGCACUGUCACUUGGCUGGGCUACGUCAACAGUGCCCUCAACCCCAUCAUCUACACCGUGUUCAAUGCUGAGUUCAGGAACUUCUUCCGCAGAGUCUUGCACCUCUUCUGCUGAGCCCUCCAGAGCCAGUGGGGAGGAGGAACUACCAGGGAGGAGGAGCCGCUGGGUGGGUUUUUUUGUAUGGUUCAUUAAAGAUCUAUUUCUGCCU
This is a messenger RNA of Acanthisitta chloris (rifleman), 962 nucleotides long. It is a transcript of the gene DRD4, whose product is annotated as dopamine receptor D4. Gene Ontology annotation, biological process: adenylate cyclase-inhibiting dopamine receptor signaling pathway; adenylate cyclase-activating adrenergic receptor signaling pathway. The transcript has 3 exons. Lineage: Eukaryota; Metazoa; Chordata; Aves; Passeriformes; Acanthisittidae. Gene Ontology annotation, molecular function: G protein-coupled receptor activity; dopamine neurotransmitter receptor activity, coupled via Gi/Go. Gene Ontology annotation, cellular component: plasma membrane. The record is from RefSeq and is a predicted model, not a curated record. The coding region runs from base 32 to 868 and encodes 278 amino acids.